GCUGUUUGAUUUGUAUGGCAGUGCUCAGCCAGGUACAUGACGAGGAAGAAGACGGCAUGGGGAAUGGAGAUGAACCGGUAAAUAACAAGUGCAUGUCAGUGGAGCAGGUUAGAUCAGGAGUUUCAGUCCAGCUCUCUUCUGACAGGGAACAGCCUCCUCAUGGCGGACUUCACCGAGAACAGCGGCCGACAAGCCGAGCGACACGACGGGACCAACGGCAGAGCUGUCCCCGGUGAGUCUGCGUCCCCUCGGGGGCUCCGGUCCUCAAACCACCGCCAGAGGAAAAAGCUCGUCCUCCACAUGGACGUGAACAACACCGUGGUGGUGUCCGACACUGUGACGGGUCAGGGCACCGUGGCUGCUCUGGACGGCUUCCUCACCACCUCCACCUGGGGAAAGAUGACCAGACACGGAAAAUGGGAAUGGCUCAGUGACUCGCCCUCCCUGCUCCCACCAUGCAAAGAUGCAGUUCGUUACUCCGUUCAGUUUGGACGGAUUCCUGGUUUCACCUCUGGUGCGGGACGACGUUUCCGUGGAGUUCUCGAUGAACACCUGGAUCAGCUGCGCUGGCCCGAGGGUGUCGAAGAAGACAGCGAGCUGUCUGUAAAAGGAGAGGACGGACGACUGUACCACUGGAUCCUACCGUCCUUCUUCCAGCUGCUCAAAGACCUGGUGCAGGAGGGAUGGGAAUUUGCCAUCCUGUUUCGUACGUUUGGAACAGACCUACCUCGUGUGCUGAGAGCUGUGCACAGAGCACUGAAUGAAGGGGCUCAUCCACUGUUCCCUGAUCUGCCUGAUCUGAAGAUAAAUGUGAAUAUGACUCCAGGAAAGAUCCGCUGUAGCAAGAAGGGAAUCGUCCUGAGUCGAGCUGAGGACCGCGUGUCGUCUCGAGACGGAGAGAGGGGCCUGUAUCAGUAUUUCAGCUCAGUCCAGGGCCUGGGAGGCUUUCAAGACCACUUUGACUGGUGGGCCAGUAAUACCUUCUCCAUCCGUGGGGGGAAGCCUCUGUGGGUCGACCCAUUUGACCAGAGCGUUCAGCACAUUUUCAUAGACGACAACAUGCGACAGGAUGACGAGGACACCAUCGUUCAGCCCAGGAUCUUCCUAGACCCAGGUGGCAAUGACACUCGUGUAGCCUGCACCUCUGAGCUGUACGACAUCACCUUGGUCCAGAACGACCUCCUCCGGGCCAUUUCUGACCUCAACUAUUUCACUGAGCGUGUCAACAUCUGCCUGGAAAACUAUGAGAGGAAUCUCCAGCAGGGGGCAGGCUAGGGUACACUUUGUCUCUGUGACAAACUCCAGUUUCGGGUAAAAUAACCAAGGUACUACACCAUCCCAGCACAGACUGAGGAUGGAGACACAGUUUACUGUAGGCAGGACUAUUUAAACGCACAGUUUAGAGACCGAAACACAAAAGUAGGAAGAUUAUAUCUAGAAGGUUACAUGAAUCAGAGUUUUACCAAGGAGGGAUUAAUGUUAUGUUAAGAUCAGAGCUUGAAAAGAAUGCACAUUGAGCUAAGACGUGUCAGCCAGAUAAGUGUGAUUUUAAUAGCACACAUACUUCAUUUACUCCGGGACGGCAGAAAGAUGUCAGCUCAUAAAAGGAGCACUUCAGUUUGACCAUGUCCACUGUGCUGGGCUGAACCUCAGCAAAUAGAGGUCUGGACUUCAUGUAGCACUGAAGUGGCCAGAGCAGUUUAAUAUGCAACAAAGGCUCUGAGCUGGCCAGCGUCCCUGGUGUCAGUAAUACUCAGAAGUGUUGCAGUAGUUGUUUGUAGAGUAUUUAUUAUACUCAGAGUGUGACUCUGUUUAGAUUUUAUCUGUCAGCGCCUUCAUUGUUUACAUCCGCUCAGAACUGAGAAUUGAUACUAGUAUGUUUCCAUAUGACUGAAGAAAACGUGAUCACUGGGUGUGACUGUGCAGGCUCAGGGCGACACCUCAUAAUGACACUCUGACCUCGAUACCAUCGGGUGUGACUAAGAAUCGCAAACCACACCAUGUGACAUUAAUAAGAGUACACACCAUCUGUACAUGUGGUUCAGAGGACUCAGUAUCUCUGAUGCAUUUCUUCUGAGCAGUUUGAUCAGAGGAAGUAAUGUGUUGUUGAAGGUCUGACUCAUAAUUAGUGUUUGAACCGACUUAUUUACUGCAGUUUUUAUUCAUUUACAAUAUUAGCAAUAUUGGAUUGUGUGUGAAGGUGAUGGUAAUUUUUGCGAGAAUAUAUAUAUUUAUAUUUGGAUGUAUUUAUUUCCAAGCUUUCAGGGAGGUUUUAAUUGCUUUGUGUUCCUCAGGUCAGAGACAUGAAUGCAAACUAUUGAUAAUAUAAAGAAAUGUAAUCAAAGCACCAUUAAAAAUAGUGGAGUGGUGAUACAAGGCUUUUCUCAGUAUGUAUAUAUGUUUCUUGUGUGUGUGUGUGUGUGUACAGCACUCUGUAGCAGGCAGUGGACAGUGGGCCUUCCCUCUGUGGACCGGGUUGAGCAUGUCUUCCUUUACGUCCUCAGAUAAACUACAGCAGUACUCAGCAAAUUGGUCAAAAUAUAUAUAUAAUUUGAUUAUUUCACCACAUCAGACUGAGACACAGACACCGAACACAGGUGCGGAUGUCCGUCAACUUUCUUAGAGUCACCUCCUGUUUGGCAAUUUAUCUUCAAAGUAAAAGCACAAUGUUCCUGCUGCAAUGCUUUACAUUGAGCUGAAUCGCAGAGCUUUUAUUUUGAACAGUUGUGAACUUGGGUUGUGUCGAUGACUUAACGUACCUCUGAAAUAGCGACAUGCAAAGAAUGAAGCAUUGACAGCAGUUCAGUAAACCUGCAGUCACACAAGGCUAAAUGAUUGAAUCCUCUGUCUGCUUGGUAAAAGCAGUGGAACUAAUAAUAAGAUAAUAUGAGCUUGUGGUGUAGAGAUCUGCACUUUGUAUUGUAGAGUUUAUUUUGGUUCUGAAAACACUGUGAUUCACAAUCAAACCUCAUGAUCAUCAAGUGUGAUGCUUCUCUACCUUAGAAUGUACAUCACAUCGAUUUUUAUUUAUUUUUACUUUUAUGUUGAAUAUUAACAUGUGCUGUUAAAUAAACCUUUGAAGUUUUGUGUUAAUUGAAA
Molecule: messenger RNA, 3099 nt
Organism: Paralichthys olivaceus (Japanese flounder)
Lineage: Eukaryota; Metazoa; Chordata; Actinopteri; Pleuronectiformes; Paralichthyidae
Source: RefSeq, a predicted model, not a curated record